This is a messenger RNA of Oppiella nova, 492 nucleotides long. The record is from the annotation of a GenBank genome assembly. NCBI's taxonomy places the organism in Eukaryota, Metazoa, Arthropoda, Arachnida, Sarcoptiformes, Oppiidae.
AUGGGUCCGUCCGGUUGCGGGAAGUCUUCGUUUCUCAACUGUCUGUCCGGCGUCAAGAAGAAGGGCGUCUCGGGAUCUAUCAGUAUAUCCACCACCAAAAAGCUGAGGGUGGCCUGCAUUGGACAGGAGGACCACUUGGAAAACAAGCUGUCGGUGCGGGAGGCGCUCACCUUCGCCUCGAAACUCAAGAACUCGGACUCCAUUGACCACAAACUCAAUGUGCAGACAGUGCUCAAGAAGCUGGACAUCGAGUCGUGCGCCGACGUGAGGGCCAAGAGGUGUUCGGGCGGUCAGAGGAAACGGGUGUCCAUAGCGCUGGAACUGGUGUCGAGACCUAAUAUACUGAUACUGGACGAGCCGACCAGUGGCCUGGACUCGUCGACCACGUGGCAACUGGUCAACACACUGAGCGACCUGUGCCGCCAGUCCCAGAAGGGUCAGCCCAUGGCAGUGGUGGCCACCAUUCAUCAGCCGUCGGGAAAGUUGUUUAAU